CAUUCCCAUGGAUACAAAGGGAUACUUCAUUUUGCAUGUAUAUACUUAAUCAAAAAGUCAGAUAUCGCUAUAAAAGACAUUGGCUGGCUGGUUGGGUUGCUGAAACUAAUUUUGCACUGCUACGAUUCACUAUGAAACGCUCUCUACUUUUCCUACUCGGAGUCUGUCUCUACAGUGCACUCGCAUAUAACUUCAACUAUCCAAGCGACCCUGAAAUUACUGUGACUUGUGAUGAUGGAGAGAUUCAUAAUUAUGUCCGGAUUGGCGAGAAAUACUAUUUCCAUGGUGGAUCAAAGGUGACCUGGUUCCAAGCCGCCCACAUAUGUCGAAGAUUUGGCGGAGAUCUGGCCUUGAUCGAAUCGGCGGAAGAGAUGCAAAUUCUUUCAGAUUAUCUGGCCGACGCCGACAGGCACGCUUGGUACUGGAUAUCGGGCAACGAUCUUGUCUCAGUUCACAAGUUCAUGUCAAUAACCAACGGACAGCCACUGAAAUUCUUCUCUUGGUCUGGUGGGCAGCCAGAUUUUCCAGGUGUUGAGCAGUGUAUGCAUUUGUGGUUCCGGGAUUCAGCUUUCCGCAUGAAUAACUGGAAGUGCCUGGAGAAGGCAGAUUUUCUGUGCCAGAGACAGAACAUGACUCGUUGCAGCGAUAAUUGCUAGGCUGAUCUUAUAUAUCCUAUUAAUGAAGCUUAUGAAGUUGAAAAAUAAAAGCCUGCUGAAGCUAAUUCUUUAA
This is a messenger RNA of Drosophila mojavensis, 729 nucleotides long. Its product is annotated as C-type lectin 37Db. Bases 36 to 656 code for a protein of 206 amino acids. The transcript is spliced from 2 exons. Lineage: Eukaryota; Metazoa; Arthropoda; Insecta; Diptera; Drosophilidae. The record is from RefSeq and is a predicted model, not a curated record.